CAACCGGAAGGCAGCCCGUGGUAGGAAGUAACGUGGAGCAAGCGGGAGGGGGAUUUAAGCUUAGUUCUUUGGCCUCCUCAAUUCAUAAUGUCCCUCCUCGUUAAUACAGGAGCAGUGUGGAACUAUGCAAGACCAACAUCUUCAACUUCCAAGAUUGCCACCCAGAACAGCAAUUGGAUAUUAAGAGGCUUAUUUGAAUUCAAACAGAAAAGAAUAUUUCAUCUUGCUGUGUAUGGAAGGCAUUCCUCGCUCACGUUUUGUGAUCUUGCAUUUUGCUUACUAUCUUUGCUAAAAAAAACCUCUGGACCAGAGUAGCCACAAGGUGCAGUAACCGGAGAAACCACAUGCUUCACACCCACAAAUAGAAGUGAAGGAAGGAAAUGGUACCUGUAGGUUUUCACAAAAGGAACCUUUGCAGUGCUGGAGCCUGAGGACAAAAGCAGGCAACAGGGGAAUUUAUGGUUCUGGAGAUUCACCAAGUCAGAGGUUGUUAACAAUUGUGAGUGCUCUGCUUACUGACAAGGAUUUUAACCUCUGAGAAAAAGAAAUAGAUUUCAUCACUGUUCUGUUAAUGAUGUAUGUGGAUUAAAAGAAGCGACUGUUGAUGAGUGAAAUAGCUGACAAGAAGGCAGGCAGACUGGAAGGGGGCAGCUGCCAAUGCGCCACGGAGGGCCAGCGGCUCAGCUGGAACUAUGGAGGAAAGGAGUAAUGAGAAGAUAAACCAGGCCCAUGUCCUCUUUGACCGAUUUGUCCAGGCCUCGACCUGCAAAGGGACUCUCAAAGCCUUCCAGGAGCUCUGUGAUUUUCUAGAGCUGAAGCCCAAAGACUAUCGUACUUUCUACCACAAGCUCAAGUCCAAGCUUAAUUACUGGAAAGCCAAAGCCCUUUGGGCCAAGUUGGAUAAGAGAGGCUGCCACAAGGACUACAAGAAGGGGAAAGUAUGCGCCAACACGAAGUGUCUCAUCAUUGGGGCUGGACCCUGCGGCCUUCGAACAGCCAUUGACCUAUCCUUUCUAGGAGCAAAGGUGGUGGUGAUAGAAAAGCGUGAUGCCUUCUCCCGCAACAAUGUUCUGCAUCUGUGGCCAUUUACCAUACAUGACUUGCGGGGCCUUGGCGCCAAAAAAUUCUAUGGCAAAUUCUGUGCAGGAGCCAUCGACCAUAUCAGUAUUCGUCAGCUCCAGCUGAUACUCUUGAAGGUCUCCUUAAUCCUGGGUGUUGAGAUCCAUGUCAAUGUGGAAUUCCAGGGGCUUCUCUACCCUCCUGAGGACCAGGAGAAUGAGAGGAUAGGUUGGCGUGCACAAGUUCACCCGAAAACGCAUCCUGUGUCGGAAUACGAGUUUGAUGUGAUCAUUGGAGGAGAUGGAAGGAGGAACACAUUGGAAGGGUUUCGACGAAAAGAAUUCCGUGGCAAGCUGGCGAUUGCCAUUACGGCAAACUUCAUCAACCGCAAUACAACAGCGGAAGCCAAAGUUGAAGAGAUCAGUGGUGUGGCCUUUAUAUUCAACCAGAAAUUCUUCCAGGAUUUACGAGAAGCUACAGGCAUUGAUCUGGAGAACAUUGUCUACUACAAAGAUGACACCCACUACUUUGUUAUGACUGCCAAAAAGCAGAGCUUACUGGAAAAAGGAGUGAUAUUGCAUGACUAUGCAGAUACAGAGCUCCUUCUUUCGCGGGAGAAUGUGGAUCAGGAAGCUUUGCUCAAUUACGCCAGGGAAGCAGCUGACUUCUCAACCAAUCAGCAACUGCCAUCGCUGGACUUCGCUAUCAACCACUAUGGGCAGCCCGAUGUGGCCAUGUUUGACUUCACAUGCAUGUAUGCCUCGGAGAACGCAGCCAUGGUUCGAGAAGUAAAUGGCCACCAGUUGCUAGUGGCAUUGGUUGGGGACAGUCUGUUAGAGCCAUUCUGGCCAAUGGGAACUGGAAUUGCCAGGGGCUUCCUUGCCGCCAUGGAUUCUGCCUGGAUGGUACGAAGCUGGUCUCUGGGAACAAGUCCUUUGGAGGUUCUUGCAGAGAGGGAGAGCAUCUAUAGAUUAUUGCCUCAGACCACCCCUGAGAAUGUGAGCAAAAACUUUAGCCAGUACUGCAUUGACCCUGUCACACGGUAUCCAAACAUCAAUGUCAACUUCCUGCGACCAGCCCAGGUACGUCAUCUGUAUGAUACAGGAGACUUGAAAGACAUUCACCUGGAAAUAGAGAAUUUGGUGAACUCCAGGACACCAAAGUUGUCGCGGAAUGAGUCGGUGGCUCGCUCUAGCAAACUCCUGGGCUGGUGUCAGAGGCAGACGGAUGGAUAUGCCGGUGUAAACGUAACAGAUCUUACAAUGUCUUGGAAGAGCGGCCUAGCGCUGUGUGCCAUUAUCCACCGAUAUCGCCCUGACCUCAUAGACUUUGACUCUCUAGAUGAACACAAUGUAGAGAAGAAUAACCAGCUGGCAUUUGACGUUGCUGAGAAAGAGUUUGGGAUCUCUCCCAUCAUGACUGGCAAAGAUAUGGCAUCAGUUGGUGAACCAGACAAGCUGUCCAUGGUCAUGUAUCUCACCCAGUUCUACGAAAUGUUCAAGGACUCCCUUCCUUCUGGUGAUAACCUGGAACUGAAUGCAGAAGAAAAAGCUGCAUUAAUUGCUACCGCUAAAUCUCCAAUCUCCUUCUUCAGCAAAUUGGGGCAGAGCAUCUCUCGGAAACGGACACCAAAGGAUAAAAAGGAGAAGGACCUGGAUGGUGCAGGAAAGAGGAGGAAGACAAGCCAGUCAGAAGAUGAGGACUCUUCCCGAAGCUACCGAGAAGAGAGGCCCACUCUGGUGAGCGCCCUGACAGAGAGGAGAAUUGAUGCCACCAUUGGGAAUCAGAAUAAAGUGAAGUCCAUGGCAACACAGCUGCUGGCCAAAUUUGAGGAGAAUGCCCCCGCACAGUCCACAGGCAUCCGGAGACAGUCUGCCCAGCCUUAUCAAGACCGUGCUCUCACCCAGCCAGCCUACCGACAGCGAGAGCAGGGCCGCUUUGCCCCCAUGCCUCAGUGGAAACAGAUGAGGAAAAAGGAGCGUUCUCGGACCUGCCCCAAAAAAGUGAUCAUGCUCUCUUCUUCUUCCAUUUGCACUUCCUCUCCAUCGUACCCCAGUCAGCAGGCAAACAGGGAACCUCAUGGAGAACCAGCUGGAGAGCAGAGUCCCAGACAGCAGCGGAGACCUCACCAGUUCUUUUCAGAUGACCGUGUGCCAGAGCGCACGCUUACCAUUGAGCAGAGGGCAAGCCAGCUGGCUGCCCUCCUGGAGCAAAGGCCAGCAACCAGGCAUCAGCCAGAGAUUGAGCGAUCUCGUCGAUCUGUUGUUGAGCAGUGGGAGCUCUCCCGCAACCUCCGCUCUUCCAGUCGCCCUUCUUCUCCCUCUUCUGACUCCCUCAGACAGAAGUAUAUAAAGAUGUAUACAGGUGGCGUGAGCUCAUUGGCUGAGCAAAUAGCCAAUCAGCUUCAAAGGAAAGACCAACCCAAAACCCUUCUAGACAAGAAGGAACUGGGUUCCUUGAAAAAAGAAUUCCCUCCGAAUGUGGGAGGCAGUGAUGUCUGCUACUUCUGCCACAAGCGUGUCUACGUGAUGGAAAGACUGAGCGCUGAAGGCAAAUUCUUCCACCGCAGCUGCUUCAAAUGCGAAUACUGUGCUACAACCCUGCGCUUGUCUUCUUAUGCCUACGACUUGGUGGAUGGAAAAUUCUACUGCAAGCCUCACUACUGUUACAGACUUUCAGGUUAUGCACAGAGGAAGAGACCGGCAGUGGGCCCUCUGUCAGGAAAGGACAGCAAAGGGACCCAGCAGGACAACAUGGCGGCUGACGGUGCAGGACGUGCAAACUCCAUCUCAACUUCGUCAGAGAGGACUCCAGUUCCCAGUGUAAAUGGCGUAGAGGAACCCAGUAUUGCAAAGAGACUGCGUGGCACACCAGAGCGGAUUGAACUGGAGAAUUACCGUCUCUCGGUACAACGGGAAGAGGAGUUGGAAGAAGUCCCUGAGGAGACCUUGGCAGAGCACAACCUGAGCAGCGUGCUAGACAAAGGAACAGAAGAGGAUGUACCCAGCAGUAGUUCAGAAUCUGAGAUGGAAGAAGAAGAGGAGGAGGAAGAAGAACAGCCACAGCAGCCCACUUCUGACCUGGGUGGUGUGCCUUGGAAAGAGGCUGUGCGGAUACAUGCCAUGCUGAAGGGCAAGAGUGAGGAAGAGCUGGACACAGAGAAGAAUCAUGACAAUGAAGCAGAGGAGGAAGAGGAAGAAGAAGAGGAGGAGGGGGAAGAAGAGGAAGAAGUCUCUAGUGAAGAGGGAGAGUAUUACCCUUGGGAGAGAGAACUUCAGCAAGGCCUCUGGCUUCAACGUCUCUCAAAUGAAGAGGACACGGGUACAUUUAAAGCUGGAAACCUGAGGCUGCAGCAGAUAGUAAAUCCGAUUGAUCCACUGGAGAUCUUGGCAGAUGUGCAUUGGACACACAUCCGUCAGAAAGAGGAGGAGGAAAAACUGGGCCCUACUUCUAAGUCCUCCACCUCCAGAGCAUCGGACCUUCCCUCCAUACGCCACGAGGCAGUGCAGGCGUGGCUGGAAGCAGUCCCAGGAGCCCUGUGUGAGGAGAACGACUAUGAAGAUGAGGCAGGCACCGAGCCUGCAGAAGCUAUUGAAGAUGGGGACACAGGUGCAGAGUUGGAUGAUGAUGACAUCCCAUCUGAUGCAGAAGCAGAGUGCCGCUUGCAUCAAGAAGAGGCAGAAGAACUGGAGCUGAAAGUCUCUGAAAAGAAGAAGGAAGAAGAAGAAGAGACAGCUGCCCCUUCUGUUGAGACAGAAGACCCUUGCAAGCUCUGUCUGCCUGAUCAGUCACCGUGUGAGAGGGCUGCUCUGCCGACUCCAGCUGAAAACCACAAGGAAGAAGAAAAAGAAGACUCAAAGGAGCUUCUUGCAACAGCGCCCUGCAAAGACGAAUCCCCCGAUGUACGGUUUUUCCCUGAACCGUUCCUCCCAGGAGAGGAGGCGCAAGUCAAGAUCUCUGAUGACCAAAAAGUCAAAAGCCCACCUGCACCACUCUCUCCAAUACGGUCCCAGCCAGUUGCAAUGCCUGAGACCAUCACACCAACAUCACCUGUGAAAUCGCAGCCAGCAACUCCUGCAGCACCUGCAUCUCCACCUGCCAGCCCCUUGCCUAUUUGUUCACAGCCUUUACCUUCUGGUGAAGCAUCCAUUCAAUCUCCAGGGGAACCUGUGUGUUUCCAACCAGUCCCAGCCUUAACCUCCACUCCUUUGGCCAAGCUUGCCCUAAAAAAUCAAGAUGGAGAGAUGGAAAAAUUGGGGAGCCCUACCACAGCAGAAGAAGCUUUGAAAAGGAAUAAUCUUGUGGAGGAGUUCUGGAUGAAGAGUGCUGAAAUCCGGAGGAGUUUGGGUCUCACCCCUGUGAACAGAAGCAGGGGACCAGAGCCAAGCUUUACCAUUUCCCCCCUUGAGUCUGCCCCCCUGAAAACAUACACCCCUGAGCGUAUUUCAGAAGAGAAGGGGAUCCACAUUGUAAAACCUCAGUCAAAGAAGCCAGUCACAGCAAAGCUAGACAGUGAGCAGUUUUCUUUGCUGACUCCAAAGUCCCCAUCAGAGAGAGAGUUGAAAAAUUUGAGUGAUGUUAAGAGAGAGCUGUCCAGCAGUUCUGGACUGGGUCUUCAGGGCAGUUCAUCAAACAUGAGAACAUUGGCCAGCCAGAGUUUCAACACUUCCGAUUCCACCAUGCUCACUCCUCCAUCCAGCCCUCCUCCUCCACCACCUCAAAACGAAGAGCCAGCAACACUACGGAGAAAAAGGCACCAGGCAACUUGGCAGAAUGAGGCUGAGUCUAAGCCGGCUUCUAUGCAAACACCUCACCCGCCACCAGCAGCCAAUGAAAGGAUCCGGCCAGCCAGGGAGCCAUCCCAGCCCUCCAGAGAGGAGGUACGGAAAUCAUUUGUGGAGAGUGUAGAUGAGAUACCAUUUGCCGAUGACGUGGAGGACACUUACGAUGAGAGGACUGAGGAUUCGAGCAUCCAUGAAAAAUAUUACACGCCCCCCAGUAGGCCGAGGCCAGAGAAGUCUCUUCACCUACAUUUUGUUAAGGAGAAUGGUGGGCCACCAUCAAUGGAAGGGGGGAGCCAGCAAAAGAGAGGCCUCCCUCAAGUCUCUGCAGAAGCGAAGGAGCUAGCGGAGGAAAGAAUGAGAGCCAGAGAGAAGUCCAUCAAGAGCCAGGCCUUACGCGAUGCCAUGGCUAAGCAGCUAUGCAAGAUGAAAGAGCUGGAGAUGGCCAAUGCUGCUGGCGCUGCCAAGUUGCACAAGGCAUCUACCAUGCCUUCAAAGACCAAAGAGCUGUAUUUUGAAUCCCAGAAGCAUUUGGGUAUGAAAGCUGGCGAAGGCCCCACGCUGAAACACGAGGCUAGUAGUGACAGGUUCUUUUCACCCUUUGCAGACACCAGUGGGCAUGAUGGGUCAGUCACAUCCUCAGAAGGCUCUGGAGGGAAGAGUAAGAAAAGGACUUCUCUCUUCUCCCCCCGCAAGAACAAAAAGGAGAAGAAGUCCAAGAAUGACAGCAAGCUCUCUGACAAAUCCAGCAGUGCGGCUGAGGAAGCCACGAAGCCCAAAUCACUGUGGAAGUCUGUGUUCUCUGGCUAUAAGAAAGACAAGAAGAAAAAGACAGAUGACAAAUCCUGCCCUAGUACACCUUCCAGCGGGGCCACAGUGGAUUCUGGGAAGCAUAAGGCGUCUCCAAUAGUUAGAGCAGCAGAUUUGCAACUACGUCGACACUUAAGCUUCUCUGAGGACUCUGACCUCUCCAACGAUGACGUCUUAGAGCGCUCUUCACAGAGAUCCAAGCGAGAGUCGAUUUACGUCCCACACGCCUUGGCAUUCAAGAGAUCAUACGCAUCAAAGAAAGCAUACACGGAGGAUGAGCUCAACGCCAAACUGACCAGGCGGGUGCAGAAAGCUGCUCGCCGUCAAGCCAAGCAGGAGGAGCUGAAGAGGUUACACAGGGCUCAGAUUAUCCAACGACAGCUGGAGCAAGUAGAAGAGAAGCAAAGGCAGCUGGAGGAGAGGGGAGUUGCUGUUGAGAAGGCUCUUAGGGGAGAAGCAGACUAUUGGGGAGAGUCUUAUUACAGUGACCUCAUCGACUUGCACCUGGGUGUUGAGCCCAAUGCCGGGACACCACGCCGUAGACCUCUCUCCUUCUGCCCUUGCUGUGCCCAUGAAGGCAUGGGGAAGAAGGACGACCCCAAGCUGAUGCAGGAGUGGUUCAAGCUGGUGCAAGAGAAGAAUGCCUUAGUGCGCUAUGAGUCGGAGCUCAUGAUAUUCGCUCGGGAGUUGGAGCUGGAGGACAGGCAAAGCCGACUACAGCAAGAACUUCGGGAGAGGAUGGCAGUGGAAGAUCACCUAAAGACAGAUGAAGAGUUGUCAGAAGAGAAAAGGAUCCUGAAUGAAAUGCUAGAGGUGGUGGAACAGAGAGAUUCUCUUGUGGCCCUCCUCGAAGAGCAGCGACUCCGGGAGAAGGAAGAAGACAAGGACCUAGAGGCAGUCAUGCUGUCCAAGGGAUUCAACUUAAACUGGUCCUGAGCUUAGCAGCGCACUCGUCUGCCGAUCUGCGUUGUCCAGUUGGCAUGUGCCAAGUUGGCUGGAGCUGCCUGGAUGGAUACCUUGGCAUAGAAACCUCUUGAAGGUUCUUGCAGCGCCUGAGUGCUUCUUCCUGAGAGGGGGUCGGAUCGAAAAGUGCUGAGGCCUUUAUGAGGCCUGCAAACCCCAAGCCUGAGGUGGUCAGCUGAGGUUGUGUGCCUUCCUCAAGGACCUGUGCAAAGAGGCCAUUGAGUUUUUGCGAUCUCUGAGAGAGGCUAAAAAAUGAGAUGAAAACAUUUUAUUUAAAAAAAAAAAAUACACCACAACUUUAACCAAUUCAGGUGGGCCGUAGCUUGUCCGUUUCAUAUUUACUUAGCUGGUUGUGUUCUUGUUUUUGUUUUGAAAUACAAAGGCGAGAAGUGGCUACUCUCUUCUGAAGCAUCACCCUGCAGCAGCCCAUGGGAGAGCAAACCACUCUGUACCCCAGAGCACACUGUGUGUAUGUUUAAGGUUUUCCUCACCAAAGAAGCCUGAAGCUGCCAUUAUUGUCUGGGUAUGGAGGAACCCUGAAUUCAGAGAGGACUGGAGACUUGGAAGGCUGGCUGACAUGAAAUACUUGCCCUGUGUGGUUUCUACAGAAGAUACAGGCUCCAGUGGACUAGCUCUCUUUGCUGCAGCCUCCACAAGUUGCCAUUGUUCUAAGAGGGGAAGAGUGUGUAAGCCACCCCCUUUCUGCCAUGCAGUGCUCUGGACUGAAAGUCACAGUUUUCCUGUCUCCAUUGACAGUAGACUGCUCUGUUGUGAACCUUGUGACAAUUUUGACACUGGAAAGUGCUGAUUUUGAAAAUGGGUUACUUAUGAAGCAGUUUGCGGGAACGCUUGGAUGAAACCCCUUGCUUCGAAUCCCCCAAGAAUGGACUCUCAAUGGGUUUUUGUUUUUUGCGUAUAUAUCUAUAUCUAUAGAUAUAUAUCUUUAUUAUUUUUUGCACGUUGGAAAUGAAGCAAAAGACCUACCCGGGCCCUUUAGUCACUUUAGACCCUUUAACGUCUAUUAACUUAUUUUUUAAUACUUGAAAGAUUUGGGUUUUAUACCUUUUUAAGAAGUGAGCAAAUGUUUGAGUGGUGAAUCUGUGUGCCUGCUGCAUUCCCCAACCUUUUUCUUUUGUUGUUCUUAUUUUUAAUUUGCUGUUCUCCCUUUCCCUGUACCUAUUUAUUAGAGUUCUAUUAAUGCUGUCACAGUUACACGCUACUUUUGAUGUGGAGAGGAGAUGCUUUUAUGUACUUUGGACUUGUCCCUGCACCACGUUGAGGGGCAACCCUAGGAAAUAUGCAGGCAGGGUUCCCAGGUAAGGUGUCUUCUCAAUUAAGCUGCAUCCUCACGAAGAGAGCUCACAAAGCUGAGUGGUGAUGGCAGACUUUGCUCCUGCACUCCAUACCCUCUGUUUCUGAAUGGCAAACCUGUGCUUAUUUUAACUACUGCUGUUUAAGGUUUUUGUAAUUAUAAUUGUGGCAUUGCCACUUUACCCCAUAUAUUUAAAAAAACCCACACAUGCUGGCUCUGUAAAAAUCUGCCUCCCAAGGGAAGGAUUAGCACAAGCCCCACUGGUUUUGUCCUAGGCCUUCAUUCAGUUGGCUCAGAAAAAGGUCUUACAGUACAGUAGCAAAUAGGAAAUAACACAGAAUAGACUCUUGUCUAUAACCAGCUGAGAGGUUCCAUAAGCACACCAUGUCUUUCACAAUAACUUUCUCAAAAGUGCCGACCUGCCACAACAGAAUUUUCCAUUCGCAUUUUUUAGCUCCAGUUGGGCUUAGUUUAAAGAAAGAAAGCUGUAGUUCUAGUCUCCUAACAAAGUGGACUAUUUUUUUAAUUAACUUUUUUUAGGGAAGCAGUCAUCCCAAGAAAAAGGCAUGUCCUUUAAAGCAGCCACCAUCUUAUCUCUAGGUUUCAAAACAGGAAAUGCUGUGCUUUCAAAACAGGAAAGACUAGAAAGAAAAAAUGGGGAAAGGUUUUAAAACACCCAUCCACUUCCUUGUUUAAUAAAAUGUCAGUACUGAUGACGCUGAACAGAAAGCUGUUGAAGCAACAGCAUGUGUUGAAAUGUAGUGUCAGAAGAUUUUAUGCCAAAGGGGUACCAUGCCUGGCAUUUGUUGAAUAUUAAGAUAUUGAAAGAUUGUGAUGCUACACUGGCAGAAUUCAUACCACAGUCCCAGAACAAGCAGCACUCGUGUGUUCAUGGUUCAUGAGACUUGGGGGGGGGGGGGGUUUCACUAGGACUGGUGUUUAUUUGUAGCUUUCAAAAUGGGGGGGGGGACUAAUCUCUGGCUUCCCUAAUAUUACUGGACUACAAUUCUCAUAAUCCCUGACUACUGAGCAUGCUGGAUGGGGCUGAUGGGAGUCCAAUGGGAGUAGAAGGUUAGCCACCCCUAAUUGAGGAAGAAAAAGAACAUAUAACUUCAGUUGUCUCAGACAGCAUCUUUGACAUCCAUAGAGACCAGCAGGGGAGUGUAUGGCAAAAUGAAAGUUAAGCUCCCCUUCGUUUAGGAUGGAGCUAGAAUUCAUUUGUUAAAAUUUGGUGUCUAGCCACAUGAAAGAGGCAAAUCGGAAUUUGCAUUAAUUAUUUCUGCUGUGCCUGGUCCAAUUUAUAAUGGAACUGAGAAAAUGGAUUGUUCUGUAAAGUGGUCAUAAUUGAACUCACUUCUAUCUGUUCUUUGAAUUUUUUCACUGUAGGAAAACGUUGACGCGCUAAGCUUUUUCCUAAGCUGCCUACAGCUGCAUGUGGAAUGAGAGUAGAACAGUCUGUCUGAGAAAGUGGAAGGGAAAGUCCUUUCCAGCUCCAGUGCAGCUGUGUAGCUCUGCCUCUAGUUAGCCCAGACUUCUUUUGGGCAGCUAAGACUCCCUUGUCACUAGAACUGCAGAGAGAGGAGAGGGGUUUUUAGAGCCCAUGACAGCACCAGCAGCAUUAAUCAUAUUUCCUCUUCCACUCUUAACAUUUCCUGUAAUAUGUUGUGUUGAUUGUGCUUGAUCCUGCUGUCAGUCAAGAGGUUUCUUUAAAUGCAGUGUCUGGCCCUCCUUUUAUGACACGGUGCUAAUGCAGAAGUAACAAGCACACCUGCUGCAUCCUCUGGGUUUUUAAUCUGUUUUUUAAAAUACAUCCAGGUCAAAGGCAUUUUAGAGCAUCAACAAAUAUAUCCAGAGUUGCAUGCCCCAGUAGCACAAAUUCUUUUUACGGCAAAAAAAAAAAAAAAAGGUUGAUACCCUCCCCGCAAGGUUUUAAGAAAACGUAUUUAACAGAAUGUUUACAUUUGGGCCCUGAGACGAAAGUGGUGUAUUAGUUUUCCAACCUCAUGUUUAAAAAAGAAAAUGCUGUGAUUGUUUGCAAUAAAAAUGUACCACGAAACAGUCUGUUUGAUAUGAAGAGGUAGAGGAGGGUAUUUCUCUCUCGAUGCAUGAUAAGAGGACAGAAGGCUUCCAAAGAAUUGCUGCCUUCGAGAGCACUAGCAGUGGAGCUUCAUAAGCAAGGAAGGUAGAUGAGAAUGUCACUAAAGCUAUUGGAGGAAGGGAUGUCAUGUUUUGAUGGCAUUGCAGUAAUUUAAUUUUAUACAUAUAUAUAUAUAUAAAGAAGUAUGUAUGUGAAACAACCCUGUCCCAAGGAACUGUGGUAUCUUCCCCUUGGGACAGGUGGGAACUCUGAUAUUCAGACUGUUUUAUUGUUGGCGUGUGUGCAGUGUAACAGGAAAUUGUGUACCGUACCUGUUUUCAUGUCUAAAACAUCCCAACCCCUGUUUUACUUCCUAUUUUUGGUUGCAUUUCAUUCUGUACGUUCUUAUGCACACUUGCUUUGUUGGUGUUGAGAGUUUAGCACCUCAGGUCACCAACGUAACUAAAAAAAAAUAAAAAAAAAUAAAGUCAUUAAUUUUUUCUUA
Molecule: messenger RNA, 11507 nt
Organism: Podarcis muralis (Common wall lizard)
Lineage: Eukaryota; Metazoa; Chordata; Lepidosauria; Squamata; Lacertidae
Source: RefSeq, a predicted model, not a curated record